CCUUCCCCCUCCCGCCUCCGCCGCGCCAUGAAACUGCUGCUGGUGCGCCGGUUCCGGCUGCUGAUCGUGCUGCUCUUCCUGCUGGCCUGCACCCUCCACAUCAUGGUCGACCUGCUGCCCAAGCUGGAGAGGCGGGCGGCGGCGGCGGCGGCGACCGAGGCCGAGGGAGGAGCGGGCGGCGGCGGAGGCGCUUCGGCCGGCUGCUCGUGCUCGCACGCCAAGGCGCCGCCGGCCGGAGAGGCGCAGGACUGGGCGAAGCAGCAGCAGGAGCCGCAGAAGGGCGCCUCCGAGGCGGCGGCGGCUGCGGCGGGCUGGCCUAGCAAGCACACGCUGCGCCUCCUGCAGGACUUCAGCAGCGAGCCCAGCUCCAACCUCAGCUCGGCCGAGAAGGGCGCCGACGGGCCCGGGAGCCACAAGGCGCUCAUCCCCGAUGGAGGCGGAGGAGGCCUCCAGCAGCAGCACUUCCAGGCCGGCCGGCGGGCCUCGGGUGGCGGCGGCGGCGGCGGAGGAGGCCUCCAGCAGCAGCAGGCGCAGGCGGGCCAGGGCUCCAAGCUGGCGGCCCUCUUCCAGCAGCCGCUCUACCGGCUGGCCGCGCCGGCCCUGGGCGACCGCGACGUCCUCUUCAAUGUCAACAGCGACAUCCGCUUCAACCCCAAGGCGGCCGAGAACCAGGACUGGCAAAACGAAGGCCAUGAGGAUGAAGAAUUCUUACCCACCGGAGAGGCGGCCGUUGAUUCCUACCCAAACUGGCUCAAGUUCCACAUUGGCGUGAAUCGAUACGAACUGUACUCCAGACACAACCCGGCGAUCGAAGCCUUGCUGCAGGACCUGGCAACUCAGAAAAUCACAAGCGUCGCAAUGAAGUCGGGAGGCACCCAACUCAAGCUGAUCAUGACCUUCCAGAACUACGGACAAGCCUUGUUUAAGCCGAUGAAACAGACAAGAAAGCAGGAAACUCCUCCAGACUUCUUUUAUUUCUCAGACUACGAAAGGCAUAAUGCUGAAAUAGCAGCAUUCCAUCUGGACAGAAUCCUGGAUUUUCGCCGCGUCCCGCCAGUGGCUGGUAGAUUGGUUAACAUGACAAGAGAAAUACGGGACGUUACUCGGGACAAGAAGCUGUGGAGGACGUUUUUCAUCUCUCCAGCCAACAACAUCUGUUUCUAUGGUGAGUGUUCCUACUACUGCUCGACAGAGCAUGCCCUUUGUGGGAAGCCGGACCAGAUCGAAGGGUCUUUGGCCGCGUUUCUCCCAGACCUGUCCUUAGCGAAACGGAAGACCUGGAGGAAUCCAUGGAGACGCUCCUACCACAAACGCAAGAAAGCAGAAUGGGAGGUUGAUCCGGACUAUUGCGAAGAGGUUAAACAAACCCCACCUUAUGACUCCGGUACCCGAAUUUUGGAUAUAAUGGAUAUGACCAUUUUUGAUUUUCUCAUGGGCAACAUGGAUCGACACCAUUACGAAACCUUUGAGAAGUUUGGGAAUGAAACCUUUAUUAUCCACUUAGACAAUGGAAGAGGGUUCGGGAAAUACUCUCACGAUGAACUCUCCAUCUUGGUGCCUUUGAACCAGUGCUGUAGAAUAAGGAAAUCUACCUAUCAGCGAUUACAGUUGCUGGCCAAGGAGGAAUUCAAACUCAGUGACCUGAUGGAAGAAUCGUUGAUGAAAGACAAAAUUGCACCCAUUUUGUACAAGUUGCACCUUGAAGCUAUGGACCGAAGGCUCCGGAUAGUGCUUAAGGCCAUCAGUGACUGUAUAGAAAAAGAAAGGUAUGAAAACGUGGUGGAAACGGACUUUGUCACUGACGUGAACACUAUUACAACCAAGAGGUAGUGAAAUCACAGGACCAUGUUUUUACGAGCUCCGUAGAAGAAGAAGAAGAAAAGAAACCAAACAGUCUUGCGAAAGGCUGUGUAUGCCACUUUGUGAAUUCAGUGAAUUCAGAAAUGCGAUCGUAAUUGUUCUCAAAGUAGCUAAGGGGAUAGACUUUGCAAAGGUUGAGGUUGCGGGUGGGAACUUGCAGCCUCUGGGAUGCAUCUGACCAGCUGGACCAUUUUUUGGGGGGGGCCAUUGGGGAAGCCCUGCGUUUUCUUCUGAUGUGGCCCACGAAGGGCGUCACAGUUGCCGUGGCCUUCAUAAAACCUUGCGUUCUCUCGGUCCCAAAAGAUUCCUUCCAUUAUAGCACUGGAUUGUUGUGAGUGGAGUUUCCGGUAAGCCCUGCCACACCGUGCUGUUGUAGCAGUUCCUGCAGGGAACUGACAUACAUACAGAGAGAGAGAGAGAGAAAAUGGCAUACAGCUGGAGCUUACCAUCAACAUUGAAAAGGGUUUAGGGGACAGUGAUGUGGAUGGAGCUGGGCCACCCAAGGGUUAGGCAACUGUGAAAAGAAACAGAUUGUUCUGCUUUUAAAUCAGUUCCCGAAACAAGUUUCGGAAGAUAUUUGAGACUGCUAAAUGAGCAACACUGGUCUUCUGGCAAAUGGCACCCGUUCUUGGUUUUGUACAGAAAGCAGAUCUUUAUUUAAUAUUUUGUAUUUAUAUAUGAAAUAGCAAGCGGGGAGAGGGGAAAUGCAAACCUACCUAACCAAAUCCUAAGAAAAAGAGGAACAGGGUCAUUUUCAUGGCUCGCAAUUUCUUCUAGAGGAAAACCCAUCUAGAGCUAGCCUACACUGUUAUAGCCCUUCUGGGACUGUAGCAUUACAGAAUGUAGGCUGGGAGUGGGGGACGAUUGGCCGAAUGCUCAGCCGCCUCCAGAUAGCAUGUGUGUAGAAAAUUAGCAUGUCAAAGAAGAGGCUGGCCUUGAACUAUUAUCUUUGACAUGCUAGUUUUUGGUUAUGGAACGCUUUCGAAAUUCUGCUGCUCUGAAUCGGUCCUCAGAGGUCCAAAUUGCUUGGGUUUGGUUUCUGAAGCGGAGCCGCCCAGUCCAUUGUUUCCAUUUUUUUUUUAAUAUUCUGUGGAGUGCUGUGCAUGCACGGAUUACUGCAGCUUUCAGUUUGUGCGUGCCAUUAUUAUCUAUGAACGUGCAUUUAUAAAACACCACACUUAAAAAAAAAAAAAGCAGUUUUGAUACAUUCCAAUAUACAACAGCCCUAAGAUUGUUUCGGAGCAGCAUUUUACCAGAUACCCAGGACAGCAUCCAGAAGUUAGUAAAGCACCGUCCACAACAAAUUGUGAUGCAGUUAAACCAGUGAUCAUGGAAAGAGUGCCUAUUUUGCAGUGUUUUACCAAUGCAAAUGUGUGUGUCGAUAUAACGCCGAAGAGGAUGGGAAGACAUGCAAAUGUCUCGGCAAACCACAUGCUGCAUUCUGGAAUUAAUUUUUUGAGAACAUUCUUAGUUUAAAGCAUAGCUAAGGUGAACGGGAGUGCAGUAGAAGGAGAAAACGAAAGGGACUGGAUGGGGAGAGGCAUACUCUCGUCUUUAGUUUUCAACAAAGUGCGCAAAACAGAGCAAGCAUUCCGCCACCUGGGUCCAAAAGCAAAAUGGACCUGAAGAGAAGCGAAUCAUGUUCUUUUCCUUGCCGUGUACACAAUCAGCUUGUCAUGUCCUGCGUUAACCUUCAAGUUCUCUCUUCCUCCGUAUCUAAUUUAAAUUGCUUCCCUUCCCCGCACACCUACUCUGCGUGAAGACGUCUCCAGGCUCUUUCUUCAAAGCAAAGAGAAAGAGGGGACGACAAACACAAACAAAAUUACAAACAAACCGAGUCAGAAAGCGGAUUCUGAUAAUUCGUGCGUCAGUGGGGAAAUACUUGAAUGUGGUUUUACAAAGCGACGUAAAAUUAAUGACAAAUUGUACUAUUUAUCCAGACAGAAGCUGCAGCUCUUAUCUUUCUAGACAGUCUUAGCAGGGCUGCCGCUUUCCUGACUUUGCUUUUGAUAGUUUUUGUGUAAAUAGAUAAUAUAACAAGUUUCAAAAAAAAAAAUCAAGGGGGGGGGGAGAGAGAGAGAGAGAAAUAGCUGCAUUGUGCAGCAAUAGAUUUUACUUUUGCAACAUUUUCUUUUCCUCUGUGGAUUUGUUUGCAAUGUGGUCCCAGUGCAAUAAAGAUAUGGCAAAAUGUG
Messenger RNA from Heteronotia binoei (common prickly gecko), 4052 nucleotides. It is a transcript of the gene FAM20C, whose product is annotated as FAM20C golgi associated secretory pathway kinase. Lineage: Eukaryota; Metazoa; Chordata; Lepidosauria; Squamata; Gekkonidae. Gene Ontology annotation, biological process: protein phosphorylation. Gene Ontology annotation, cellular component: Golgi apparatus. Gene Ontology annotation, molecular function: protein serine/threonine kinase activity. The record is from RefSeq and is a predicted model, not a curated record. The coding region runs from base 28 to 1830 and encodes 600 amino acids. The transcript is spliced from 10 exons.